Molecule: messenger RNA, 459 nt
Organism: Ostertagia ostertagi
Lineage: Eukaryota; Metazoa; Nematoda; Chromadorea; Rhabditida; Trichostrongylidae
Source: the annotation of a GenBank genome assembly
GCUGUCACUGCGAAAAAGACCUCGGAAGACUAUCACAAAUCAGUUUAUGAGGAGAAAAUAACACAACUCCAACACAAUCAAGAAUCGCUGUUGGCUCGGAACGACGCUCUUCGGAAAUGCACGGAUCUUGGAGAGCCACGAAUCACGCUAAAGAAUACCCUCUCGCCAGCAUUUCUUGCUUGCCAGAAGCCCGAGUCAGACUGGAGUAAACUUGAACGCGAAAUGAGGGAAGAGCUGGUGGUGCUGCGCAAAGAUAGGUUAGUGCUCACAUCUGAAGUGGAGGAGCUCAAGCGAAAGCUGCUACGAGCAGAAGUGGAGAAGAAGGAAGUGGAUGGAUUCCGAGCUCGACUCGAUCGUGAGGUGGCCUCGUUGAAGAGGCACAUUGAAGCUCUCGAAGGAAGAAAAACGCGUACGAAAGCCGCUGUUCAAUACCACCUCAUGAGGGAAAUCGAUCGAUAA